UGCCCUGAACUUUUGGACUCCGCCGCUUGAACUGUGUGAAACUCCCGGAAAGAGGAGACCAUGGCUCUCCGCGUGUUGGAAAUCAUCUUUUUCCUGUAUUUCUUCUCUCACAUCCCCAUCACGCUGUUCAUCGACCUGCAGGCGCUGCUGCCCGCAGACCUUUACCCUCAGCCGGCUAAAGACCUGUUAAGGUGGUACGCUGAGGCGUUCAAGGACCCCAUGGUGCUGGACCCCCCGGUCUGGUUCAAGUCCUUCAUCUUCUGUGAGGCCGUGCUGCAGGGCCCGUUCUUCCCUGUGGCAGCCUAUGCUUUCCUCAAAGGCGGCUGCAGGUGGAUCCGGACUCCGGCCAUCGUGUACUCGGUGCACGUGGCCACCACGCUGGUGCCCAUCCUGGCCCACAUCCUGCUGUACCCGUUCCCCACGGGGCCCCACCCCGGGCCCCAGACGUCCCGGGAGCGCUGGCUGCUGGUCUCCAUCUACGCCCCGUACCUGCUGGUCCCCCUGCUGCUGCUGCUCACCAUGCUGCUGUCCCCCACCUACUGCACCGCAGGGGGCGGCCGGGCCCGGGCCAAGAAGAGGAGCUGAGACACACACACACACACACACACACACACACACACACACACACACACACACACACCUGCCACCGACUGUUUGGAAACUGUUUGAUUAAAUGUUGACUUGUUGAAUGUAACUCGUAGUUUUAUCAGUAAUAUAAAAUCAGCUGAUAAAUAAUAAUUUCCACUGAUGUAUAAAAUAAAAUAGUAAAAGUUUUUUUUACAACUGUAAUUGAGAGAAAUGCAGCUUGGUUUGUUUCCUCCAUGAGUUAGUGUGACGACUGCCACCUCCCAUGAAAUGCUGAGGGGGUUUCAUCUGUAUAAUGUUUGUCCAGUGUUCCAUAACACACACACACACACACACACACACACACACACACACACACACGGCGGCGGAACUUGUUCGUCCAGAAGCAGCUGAUUGAAGCUCUGUCAUUUCACAGCUCCAGACCAGACUAAAGAGUUGGAAGCCUCGUUCAUGUUCUCACAUUCACACAUUCACUCAUUCACAUGUAGCUGGAUGCUUCAUGUCUCCUCAUACAGAUUUCUAAAGAGGCUUUUUCUUUUGUCUAACUCUCUGAUUUGCACCACAAGACAGAUCAGUGGAUGUAAAUCAGCAAUCAGGUCUGAAAGGAUCCAAAUAAAGAACAAGAUGGAAGCAGUGAAGGACAGAGUGAAGGACAACGUCAUGAAAGGCAUG
Molecule: messenger RNA, 1257 nt
Organism: Salarias fasciatus (jewelled blenny)
Lineage: Eukaryota; Metazoa; Chordata; Actinopteri; Blenniiformes; Blenniidae
Gene: tmem97
Product: transmembrane protein 97
Exons: 3
Coding region: 61-585 (174 amino acids)
Cellular component (GO): endoplasmic reticulum
Source: RefSeq, a predicted model, not a curated record